This is a messenger RNA of Prorocentrum cordatum, 2112 nucleotides long. NCBI's taxonomy places the organism in Eukaryota, Dinophyceae, Prorocentrales, Prorocentraceae. The record is from the annotation of a GenBank genome assembly.
AUGCCUCUCGGGACGACGCUCGCUUGCUUCAGCGCGAUCUUCUCCCUCUGCCUCGCCUCGCUCCACAGUGCCGGGCUCGGCGUCAAGCUGGGCUGUCACGAGGCGUGCGACAGCGGCUUGCCGAGACUGACCGGUCCUAGGGCUGACGCCCUCCGUGCCGCCGACCCCUUCAGCGACCCAGCGACGGUCAAGCCGUGCGGCAAGCCCGCCCGGUGGAUCCCGUCGGAGUUCAACCGCGCCGACAGCCCGUCUCGUCGAUUCACGACUUACGCCGAUGUCGCCGAUGAGGCCCGACUUGAUCAGCUGCGCGCCCGGGCGGCCCGCAAGAAGGCCUUCGCGGCUGGCGGCCAUGGAGGUGGCUGCGGCUCGCGAGGCCCCCCGCCUCACGAGGCGGACAGCGCGCCUGCCGCCGCGCCGAGACGCAGUCUGCGGGACGGCAAGUCCCCCGCGGGUCCGAGCCACGGCCGCUGCGGUGACGCCCCGCCUGGCGCGGCCGACCGAGCUUCCUCGCGCCCCGACGCCGGCCCCCGCUGCACGGGGGUCGAGGCCGUCGCGCCUGGUGCCCCCGGCACCUCGCGGCGAUCGUCGGCGGCAGCCGAGACUUCGAUGACAGGGGCCCGCGCUGGGGGCCUGAGCCUCCUCGAGUACCGCUCCGUGGGCAAGGCUAUGCAGAAGCGGUACAGGGUGACCUUCGACUCGUUCAUGGACUUUGCCGAGGUGGAGUGCCUGGAGACCGCGAGCCCGGCAGAAGUGGACCUGGCGGCGCUCGAGUACCUCGACUUUCGGUACCUCGAAGGGGACCGCUGCGAUGUCGGGAACAUGCUGCUCGGGGCCGUGCUCUUCUGCCGCGCCGACGUAGCCAACCUGGGGCGAUCGAGCCUCCCUCGCCUCCGCCGGGCCUUGAGGGGCUUCCGCAAGGCGGCGCCGCCGGCCAGCCGCCUGCCCCUCCCGUGGGAGUGGUGUGCGGCGCUGGCUGCGGCCAUGCAGUGGAGGGGCCACGUCCAGGCGGCGAUCGCGUUGGUGACGUCCUUCGACACCUACAUUCGGCCAGGAGCUCUCAUGUCGGUGCGGGUGGGGGACGUCCUCCAACCAGUGGCAGCCCAGGGCAUGGACCGCUGGGGCAUCAUUCUGUUCCCGCAGGAGCGCGGCGCGAUGAGCAAGACGGGGGCCCACGACGACGCGAUCAUCUUCGGCAACCACGACGUCGACACGGCACGGCUCGUCAGGUUCUUGAUGGGUCGGAGGAGCGACGACGAGAUGCUGUUCCCGAUCGGGAUGCGCCUGUACAAGAAGCACUUCGACCAGGCGUGCGUGGACCUGGGCCUCGACAAGUUCAGGCUGGUGACCUACCAGGCCCGCCGCGGAGGCGCCACGCGGGACAUCCUGUUGCAACGGAGGACGCUCGAGGAGACUCGCAAGCGGGGCACGUGGGAGACCUACUCCAGCCUGCGCAGGUACGAGAAGAGCGGGAGGGUGCAGAAGGUGAUGCAAUCGACCCCGCCCCACCUCCUCGCCUUCGCCAAGCUGGCGCGCGGAAACCUCGAGGAGUGGCUCCUUGGCGUCAGCCGCGCCUUGGCCAGGCUUGGCGUGCCCACCUUGGUCUACGAGAUCCUCUAUGGGCCUGGCGCCGAUGUCUCCCAGCGUGCCGUUCAGGACCACAUUUUGGACUUUGUGCGGUCCGCCUCGAUUCUCUUCGUCUGGAUUGGACUGCCCUGCACAACCUACAGCCGAGCCCGCGCCGGUGGCGCGGGACCUGGCCCAGUGAGGUCCACAUCUCGCCCUUUGGGCUUGGACGGACUGUCGGCCAAGGACGUUCAGAAGAUUGCAGAUGCCAAUGCGCUGACCCGCUUCACGAUUCGUCUCCUGAAAUGCUGUCGCCAACACAAUGUGCGUGCCGUGCUCGAGAACCCUCGUACAAGCAUUCUCUGGCACGUUCCAGGCAUCCGCCGCCUCCAGGAUUUUUUCGGCUUUUUCAAAGUAGAGGUAGACUACUGCAGAUACGGUGCGAAGUGGAGAAAAGGCACGACCCUCUUGUGCAACUUUGAAGAUGCCACCGCGCUCGAGGCCAAGUGCAAAGUACAAACUUUGGACUAUGGUGGAUGCUCGCGGUGA